Scatophagus argus is the source of this 2115-nucleotide messenger RNA. RefSeq names its product leucine-rich repeat-containing protein 15. Bases 384 to 1604 code for a protein of 406 amino acids. The record is from RefSeq and is a predicted model, not a curated record. Lineage: Eukaryota; Metazoa; Chordata; Actinopteri; Scatophagidae. Gene Ontology annotation, molecular function: protein binding. The transcript is spliced from 9 exons. Gene Ontology annotation, cellular component: plasma membrane.
GACCAAGUCACCGACCACAGUUGUGGUUUACAAUUAGCAAUCAGUUAGCAGGUGGGGGACCUGACACAAGGAUGAAUCUGUAUUGUUUUUCCUUUGUUAUGUAAGUGUUGUACUUUAAAAGAAAAUGAUGCCAAAUAAGCAUUCUGGCUUCUCGAUUUUGUUGCACAAUUAUUUUGUUUUGUAUUAUGUCUUUCAUUAUCUUUUAUAAGUGCAAAUAGAUAAACUAAACUAAACAGGAUUAUGAGGAUUUAAGCACAAGUGAUGUUUCAAAAUGAGGAUCCACUGUUUGAUAAUGAGGUGGAUCACAAGAUGGAACUGAUUACUUCAGAAGUGAAGCCAGGUGGAGCUACAGGUGACACACGCGACAGCCCGAUUCCAGAGGAAUGCAGUCAUCAGACAGCCACAGAGGAAGGAGAAAUCUGAACCUUCAAGCAUGGCCUGAUCUGUUUUUCUCAGCACCAGUGAUGACCUUGCCACUCUGUCCUGAAGACUGGACACAAGCUUUGGUCUUCUGCCAUUUUGAAAGGGAGAUGCAGCGCUUAACAUGUUUGAUGCUGGUGAUCCUGUGGGUAGUGCAGCUUGUGGAGGGCUGUCCUAAUGCCUGUAAGUGCUCCAGGAAGUCUGGUGAAGGAAAGUCAGAGGUCAAUUGUCAUAAGAGGGGGCUUCGUGCCUUCCCCACCAACCUGCCCACUGAUGCCUGGAUUCUCAAACUCGGUGAGAAUGGCAUCACAGACCUGAAGGCCUUCGCUCUGAAAUCUGUUCCAAAGAUUGAGAGCAUCAAUCUGGAACGAAAUGCCAUCAAGUCAAUUCACCCUCAGACCUUCUCUGGUGCAACGCGACUGAUGCUUCUCAAUCUUUAUGGCAACCACAUCACCAGCCUUCCACCGAGGGGAUUUCGGGACCUCCUGAACCUUCGCUUCCUGAUGCUGGGACAGAACCAGAUUGGGAUCCUCAAACCUGAGAUGUUUGCGGGAAUGAGGAACUUGUCAGACUUAGACCUUCCUCUCAAUGCAUUGACAACGCUCCCAUCUAAUGCCUUUAAGCCUCUGAUCGCACUCAAAGUUCUGGACCUUUCCAUGAAUCGCAUUCAGAGGAUCUCUCCUAAGGCCUUCACUGGCCUAAGCCAGCUCCUGUUUCUCAACUUAGACAAUAACAGUCUGAAGACUAUUCCAGUUGGAGCAUUCAGGCCACUGCACUCUCUGGAGAUGCUUGUUUUAGACAACAACCUUCUUUCCACACUGAGCCUGUCAGCAUUGGAUGGUCUGGGCAACUUACAGGAACUCUACCUGAGGAACAACGAGCUGGAUCACCUGCCACCUGACGUGUUCAGGAACAUGGCCAGGCUUUCUCAGUUGGCUCUCAGUGGAAAUCGCCUGAAGACAGUGGACGGAAACAUGUUCGCCCAUAUGCCUGACUUGAAGAAGCUGUACCUCCAUGACAACCCAUGGCAGUGUGACUGUAACAUCACCUCCCUGGUGCAGUGGAUGGGACAGACCAAGGCCACUCUGUCACCACAGGGCGCCCUGAGAUGUCAGAGUCCUCUGGAACUCCGGAACAAGAGUUUAUUCAGCCUUCAAGCCAACAAACUGCUCUGCCCUGCCUAACCCCAGAAAACCUCAUGGCCCAUGGAUUCAAACAAACCUCUACUUUGUAUACUGAGCCUGUCUUUGAGAAAUCAUAUGAGAAGCAAGGUCACUCCACAAAGCUCCGAUGAAGUCAAUAAUUUUCCCUGUUGGAUUGUAUCCUGCUCCUUCUCUGCUUUAGGGUUAGGGUUAGAGAAGCAUAUUGAUGCACCCAGCUAAAAAUCCUGCAUAAAACAUCAGGUUGGCUUGACCAACAUGUAUUUAUGAGUGUAUUUUCAAUGUAUACUGGAGCACAAAACCCUUAGACUGCAGUGAAAGCAUAAAAAUCACUGUAAACUGAAGAAAGAACAAGUGCUGUCCCUUAUCUCCAAAUUCAACACUAAGAUUAAUAUUAUAAUCUCAUAUUGCGCUUGUCAAAUAGAAGCUACGCAGGUUUGGGAAGUGACGGAUUACAUGCAAUGGAAUUAUAUUAAUCCGAUUCCAGGAAAUAGUUUGUCUAAUCUUUCAGGGUUAAUGUUAAAAAAAAAAGAAA